Messenger RNA from Notothenia coriiceps (black rockcod), 1970 nucleotides. It is a transcript of the gene tmed1a, whose product is annotated as transmembrane p24 trafficking protein 1a. NCBI's taxonomy places the organism in Eukaryota, Metazoa, Chordata, Actinopteri, Perciformes, Nototheniidae. The transcript is spliced from 4 exons. The record is from RefSeq and is a predicted model, not a curated record. Bases 98 to 790 code for a protein of 230 amino acids.
CUUUUUUCCAUCUAUGGGAGUAUGAUAGUCAGAACAUCUACAGUAAAGUGGCUUUAUUGUACAUGUGUGGAGUUGGUGAACCUGGAUUUAAUAGACUAUGGGCUGUGAGUGGAGGAUGAUGUCUGCAGGCCUCUGUUUGCUGACAAGUUUGAUUCUGACUGUAGAUUUAACUUUGGGUUUUGGGCCAAACAAAGACAUGCAGUUCACAUUUCUAUUAUCUGCUGGCAGCACAGAGUGUUUUUACCAAACAACGGCAAGGAGCGACAGCAUGGAAGUUGGAUACCAGGUGAUAGCCGGGUCAGGGCUGGAUGUCGGCUUUGCCCUCAUCUCCCCCACCGGAUACCGGCUGGUGUCUGACUUCAGGAGGUCUGAUGGCAUUCACAUGGUGGAUUCCACAGAGGAUGGAGACUACCGGUUGUGUUUCGACAACAGCUUCAGUAAACUCUCAGAGAAGAUGGUGUUCUUUGAGGUGAACAUUAACAGUGAGAGCAGUUCAGUUGGAGGCUCAAAUGAGUGGGAGAACAUGGCCAUAACAGAGAGCAUGGGGGAGUACAACAUGGAGGACAUCAGGGCUCAGAUGGACUCUGUGUACCAGCACCUGGAGAGGAGCCGUCAGAUCCUGGCUGUGCUGCGGGCCCUAGAGGCGAGGGACCGCUACCUGCUGGAGGACAACCUGUGGAGGGUGUCCUUCUGGUCCUGCCUCAGCCUGCUGGUCAUGCUCUUUGUCGCUGUCACUCAGAUUUACACCCUGAAACGCCUGUUUGCUGACACCAAGCGGGUGUGCACAUAGCCGCAACAAAGCUGAGGCUCACAGUGCAAAGUUUGACCCCAAGACCUUAUCUGACAUGAGCUGAAUUUAAAGGGAGGGUACACGCGUUUGGGAAACUGCUUCAUCAUUGAUGUUUUGUGAAACUCUGAAUUCCAGUCACAAGGAAACACACUUAUAGUACUGUAAUAUUCAAACAGAAACACAAAGGCAUACGUAUACCUACAUAAAAGAAACAUAAAUACACAAACACACAGAUACUUGUCAUUGGUGAGCUAGAAAACACUGUUCUCACUAUAUGGUAGUUUUAUUGAAUUUCAGAAUACAAUUCACAUGGACAUGUAAUACUCUAAUCUGUUUUAUUGUACAAACAAAAUAACAGUAGAAACCUCAACUACUAUGUGUAGCCUACAUUUUCUUUCUCAGGCCUAUAUAUAACAUCUUUACUAUGAUACUGUGAUAAAAAGCAAUGCACACAUUCAAAAGAAGCAGUCAAUCUCCCUGAUCAGUUCCUCCAUCUGGAGGUAAAAUAUUUAUGCCAUGUCGAUUGUGAGAUAACUGAGGAAAACAUUUAUUUCCUUGCUAUCAUUUGGAUGCAUUGGAGUCAUUUGGUUGCAAUUACACUGACUUGUGCCUUUCAAUCACUAUAUUACACACUGUGUUGAUACUUCUUGGGACUGCUCAGCUUCAUUUUUAACAUUUCCUGUCAUAAAACAUUCACUGGUCUCGCUCAACCACUUGAAAUGCAUUUUAUUUUGUGUUAACAAAACAAACAUGAUACAAUAAAAGAAAAAUGUCUUUGUGGCUUGGAACUAAAUAUGGUAAUUUAUAGUGUUCUGUUUAUGCUGUAGGCCUCAAGUUACAAUUUAUGUUCAAAUAAAUAAUUGGCAGUCUUCUGGGAGAUAGGUAACCAAAAAUAUCUGUUUAGAUUUGUGUUAUAUUAGAUUUGACACUCUUAUCACCUGGCUCUGAACAUCAGUUUAGUGCUCAGAACUAUUUUAGACAUUUCUUGAAUACUAAUUAUAAAUGUAUGUCUCCUAAGAUUAUUUAUUUAGACCCUUAACAGCUUUGUCUGGGCUUUUCUUUUUAUGUUAGUUGAAAAUUAGAUAUGUAGUUCUUCUGUAGUGCUGCUGUUGUCAUGGCGGUCAUUUCAUUUCCACCUCUGGCCAGGCCAUGUCACCACUGGUUUCGACGGGGAGCCGGG